AUGUCGAGCACCGACAGUGACGACAAUGCCGCCUCACGGCUGCAAGAGACGAUUGCGAGCCUAGAGCCCCGAUGCAUUACCGUAGCAGUCAACCCGGUAGCUCUCGUCGUCACGGAAUGUAUUACCGUCACGUCGGCAAUGCGAAAGCAUGCCCGCUGGGCGCACUCGUCAGUCGCGGCGAUACUGGGGAGUUCCUCGAACAAGACACCAGCUGUCCAGCGGCGCGAUCGUACUGGCCAGGGCAUUGCAGGCGCAGGAGAGCAAGAUGAGGCCGUCCCGAGCAGGUGGGGAUUGCGAGGAAAGAAGGGCAAGAGCAUGCAAGACAACCCGCUCAUGUCAGCAUUCGCGCGCCUGAGGAAUGAUUUGAAAGGCUGCAAAGAUAUCGGGACCUUUGACACUCCCUCUAUGCUCCACCCCUUCCUCCAGGUCAUUCGCUCCUCUUCCACAUCGGCGCCCAUAACUUCGCUUGCCCUCAUCGCUAUAACAAAGUUCCUGUCAUACGGCAUCAUCAGCCAUGACUCCCCACGCCUUCCUGAAGCUAUGCAGCAGCUUUCUUCCGCCAUCACACACUGUCGUUUCGAGGCUAGCGACUCUCCCGCCGAUGAAAUUGUCCUGCUUCGCAUACUGAGGCUUAUGGAAGUCAUGAUCUCUGGCCGUGGGGGAGAAGUAUUGGGCGAUGAGAGCGUGUGCGAGAUGAUGGAGACGGGCCUGAGCAUGUGUUGUCAGGCAAGGCUAUCAGAGCUGCUCCGAAGGUCUGCUGAGAUUGCCAUGGUGUCCAUGUGCCAGGUCAUAUUCCGGAGACUGAAAACACUCGAGGUCCAGUCGCCAGAGGAGUUGGAGGCCAUGGACGAAGAGCUAGACGGCAAGGAUGAUCAAGACGGUCUACGUAUGGAUCCAACGGCAAAUGGCGAAAGCGACUCUGCACAGCAUAAGGUCGAGGCACUUCAGCAGCCAAGCGACCCGGAGAAGGGUAUUGAAGACAAUGACGCGGCGAAUCCGGCUAGCAGUACUCUAGAUCUUCCCGCAACAGCUGCGGACGGACAGCCACAAGUCCCUGUUGAGAUCAAGCCAUACUCGUUACCGUCCAUAAGAGAGCUCUUCCGAGUCCUCGUUGACUUGCUUGAUCCGCACGACCGACAACAUACUGAUACUAUGCGUGUCAUGGCAUUGCGCAUUGUCGAUGUUGCCCUUGAAGUCGCCGGGCCUUCGAUAGCAAGCCACCCCAGCCUAGCAAACUUGGCAAAGGACACCUUGUGCCGGCACAUCUUCCAACUGGUCAGGUCAGAUAACAUGGCAAUCUUGAACGAGUCAUUACGAGUUGCCGGUACACUGUUGGCAACGUGCAGAAAUGUGCUCAAGCUACAGCAGGAGCUCUACCUCUCAUACCUGGUAGCCUGUCUCUUCCCGCGCGUCGAAAUACCAUCAGAGCCCGGCAUCGAACCUUCACUGUACGAAGGCGUCCCACAUGCGCCUAGUCUUAUCAAGCAGCCACCAAAGCAACCGAAUGGGAGUGGUCGUGCGACUCCGGUACCUGUCAAGGACCGACAAAAGCUGGGGCUCGAGGGUGGCGCCCGAAAACCUGACGCUCGUGAAGCCAUGGUAGAGAAUUUGGGUGGCCUAGUACGAAUACCAUCGUACAUGGCAGAGCUCUUCGUCAAUUACGACUGCGAGAUUGAUCGCGGGGAUGUCUGCAUGGAUAUCGUAGGCCUCCUCUCAAGGAAUGCUUUCCCAGAUUCCGCAACAUGGAGCACAGUCAAUGUGCCUCCCCUAUGUCUGGAUGCCCUGCUCGGCUUCGUCCAAUCCAUGGCAGAUCGAUUGGAUGACGAGCCUGUAACCGAAGGCUAUCCCAGUGUUGAGUCUCUGCGUGCGCAGCGAGCUCGUAAGGCCAUCAUUAUCAAAGGUGCAACCAAAUUCAACGAGAAGCCCAAGGCCGGUAUUGCCUAUCUAGCUUCGCAAGGCGUUAUCAGGGAUCCAGACGACCCUCAGUGCAUUGCCGAGUUUGUCAAAGGUACUACGAGAGUUGACAAGAAAGUUCUUGGAGAAUUCAUCUCGAAAAAGGGAAAUGAGGCGAUACUGAGUGCUUUCAUCAGCUUGUUUGAUUUUACUGGACAACGCAUUGAUGAAGCGCUUCGACAGCUUUUACAUGCUUUCCGUCUUCCGGGCGAAUCCGCAUUGAUUGAGAGGAUCUUGACGGAAUUUUCCGAAAAAUACUUCUCCAUGGCACAACCAGAGGAUAUUGCCAACGUUGACGCCAUCUAUAUUCUUACAUACGCAGUCAUUAUGCUGAACACUGAUCAGCACAACCCAAACAUGAAGCAGAAACGCAUGCAGCUGGAAGACUUCAGGAAGAACGUGCGUGGCGUGAAUGACGGAAAGGACUUUGACCCGGAGUUCUUGGGAGCAAUCUACGAUUCCAUCAAGAACCGCGAAAUCAUUCUUCCAGAGGAGCAUAGCGACCGCAAUGCUUAUGACCAUGCAUGGAAGGAACUAUUAGUCAAGUGUCAAUCAACCUCGGACAUCAUAAUCUGCGAAACUAACAUAUUCGAUGCCGACAUGUUUGCCGCGACCUGGAAGCCAAUUAUUGCGACCCUGUCGUAUGUAUUCAUGUCUGCCACCGACGAUGCUGUCUUCUCCCGCGUCGUACAAGGCUUUGAUCAGUGCGCUCAGAUCGCAGCAAAAUAUGGCCUAACUGACGCUUUGGAUCGAAUUAUUUCGUGUCUGUCAUACAUUAGUACAUUGGCGCCGGAUGUGCCACCGAGCACGUCACUCAAUACUGAGGUGCAAGCCGAUAAGAAGAGCGUCAUGGUCAGUGAGACAGCAGUACGAUUUGGUCGCGACGGCCGAGCACAGCUAGCAACUGUUGUAUUAUUCCAGGUCAUCAAGGGCAACGAGGCAUCAAUACGAGAUGGUUGGCAACAUCUUAUCCGCAUCAUGGUCAAUUUAUUCGUCAACUCAUUGAUACCACCCUAUUUCCUCUCCUUCCAGAAGACCCUCGCACUGUCGCCAAUACCACUCCAGAACCCAGCACAAGUCAUCGAUCGGGCAGAACGCCCGGCCGAUACUGGUAUCUUCUCAGCUUUGACGUCAUAUGUCUCGAGUUUUGCGAAUGACGAGCCCCCUGAGCCCUCAGACCAAGAGGUCGAGUACACGCUCUGCACUGUGGAUACCGUCAAGGAAUGUCACUUUGAAGACAUUCUUGCCAACAUCAGUCAACUCCCCGUGGAUUCACUACGAUCUUUGCUCAUGUCGCUGUUGGAGCAUUUGCCAGAAGAUGGCUCACCAAGAGUCAUGGUAGUAAAGCCAGAGAUACCAGGGACGAGUCCGCGAGCGCCUGGCCCAAGACAAAAGGGCAAGGGUCCACUCUAUGAUCCAAGUCUGGUAUUCGUUCUCGAGCUAGCGACUGUACUCGCCCUACGGGAUGACGAGACUGUGAAGGAGCUUGCGAAGGAUGUGACGGAUGCUUUGGUGUCCGUCAUUCGCGAUGCUCCCAAACAUCACUACGUGGUCAUUGCGCGAUCUGUGUACUACCUGCUGAGUCUGCUCAAGGCCAGCAACGAUUACGACUUCAUCCGAGCACCCGUCCUCAUGCACACCUUCUCGAGCUUCAAUGAUUCACUCUUGCACGAGUGCGCGCAACCAAUCCUCAAGGGUCUCACAGACUGCUGCAAAGGGCCGAAUGCGCUACGCAGCGAGCUCGCCGGCUCGCCAGACUUCUGGACCAUUUUGAACAGGCUGGCUAGUGUGCCCAACGCCGCUGGAGACGUGUUCCAGCUUGUCGAAGAUCUCACUACUUCAUCCCAACCCGGCGUAACAGCGGACAAUUACGAGGCCGCAAUUGCACUUCUCAAUGAGUUUGCAACUGCCGCUCAAGUAGGCGCUAGAGAAGAGCAACUGUAUGACCAGGCAGCAAGGCGCAACAAAGGACAGAAGACCAAGAAGCCCGAGAACAGCGAGGUUGUAGUACGUGGGAUCACAGCUAUGAGCAUCGUCUUCCAACUUUCUAGCAGAGUGCCAAACUUUAUCGAGCAGUCACAUCUCGAGACAACUGAGGCAUGGACAGCAUACUGGUCUCCAAUUCUAAAAACACUGGCGCACCAAUGUCUCAACCCCUGCCGCACCCUCCGCCAACAAGCCUUCUCAUCCCUCCAACGUACCCUUCUUUCCGCAGACCUUGCUUCCCCCGACCACAAAGAAUGGACGGCCAUAUUCACUGAAGUCCUCAUCCCCCUCGUCACCCAGCUCCUCAAACCAGAAGUCUACCAAUCCGACCCUCUGGGCAUGAGCGAGACGCGUGUCCGCGCCGCUACCCUUUUAAGCAAAGUGUUUCUACACUACCUCACCCUGCUAGAUGGUAUCGGCGAAAAGGCAUUGUUUGAGGAUCUCUGGAUUACCAUUGUAGGUAUCAUGGAUCGACUAGGUAACUCAGGUCAGGGCGAUAUGGAAGAGGCAGUGAAUGAGAAUCUGAAGAACAUGUUACUCGUGCUUAGCACUGGUGGGUAUCUAGCGCCGCCGGAUGAGAAGCCAGAGCGGGAGAGUCUCUGGAUCGAGACGUGGAAGAGGAUUAAUAGAUUCCAGCCGGCACUGUUCAAGGAGCUGUUUCCUGAGGAGGCGAGCAAGCCUAUCAAGGCGAGAGAGAUGGAUGUUUCGGUGCGUGGAGGGAGAGAGCCAGCUGGCGAGGAGAAGGGUGGUGAGAGCGAAGAUGAGAAGGAAGAAGAGGGAGAGAAGGAGGGGUAG
Molecule: messenger RNA, 4734 nt
Organism: Pyrenophora tritici-repentis Pt-1C-BFP
Lineage: Eukaryota; Fungi; Ascomycota; Dothideomycetes; Pleosporales; Pleosporaceae
Product: SEC7 domain protein
Biological process (GO): regulation of ARF protein signal transduction
Molecular function (GO): guanyl-nucleotide exchange factor activity
Source: RefSeq, a predicted model, not a curated record